Messenger RNA from Gasterosteus aculeatus aculeatus (three-spined stickleback), 1840 nucleotides. It is a transcript of the gene tmem33, whose product is annotated as transmembrane protein 33. Lineage: Eukaryota; Metazoa; Chordata; Actinopteri; Perciformes; Gasterosteidae. The record is from RefSeq and is a predicted model, not a curated record. Gene Ontology annotation, biological process: endoplasmic reticulum tubular network organization; membrane organization. Gene Ontology annotation, cellular component: membrane; endoplasmic reticulum.
CUUUCUUUUCUCCUCGCUCCCCCUGCAUGCUUCAGAAGGUCAGCUGAUCAUUUACUUCAUUCAGUGUGGUGACCAGUAGCCUGUCACUUUUAAGCUAGCACGCAACGUAAUUGUUCGACGCUGUAACGCUGAGCGAUCCGCCCCCACAAAGAUGGCAGACACAAACCAACAAAGUCCUCCUCCCCAGCUAGGGCCGUUGCAAUUUUUAAUGAGUAACAAGCUGGAAACUGCAAUGUGGCUUUCACGACUCUUCACAGUCUACUGCUCCGUUAUGUUUAUUCUACCAAUUUUGGGGCCGUAUGCAGCAGCUAACUUCUAUCAGCGAGCCUUGCUAGCGAACGCUCUUACCAGUGCCCUGCGCUUGCACCAAAGGCUCCCACGCUUCCAGCUGAGCAGAGCUUUCCUGGCCCAGGCUCUUCAGGAGGACAGCUGCCAUUACUUGCUCUACUCACUCAUCCUGGUCAACUCCUACCCCAUCACGAUGAGCAUCUUCCCAGUCUUCCUCUUCUCUGUGCUUCAUGCCACCACCUACACAAAGAAAGUCCUCGACUCUGUGGGCCCCAAUAGCUUGAUGUUCAUCAGAAACCUCCUGGACAAACUUACAUCCAAUCAGCAGAAUAUCCUGAAGUUCAUUGCCUGCAAUGAGAUCUUCUUGAUGCCAGCCACUGCUUUCAUGCUCUUCAGUGGCCAGGGAAGCUUGCUGCUGCCUUUCAUUUACUACCGAUUCCUCACCCUGCGCUACACAUCCAGAAGAAACCCUUAUUGCCGCACCUUGUUCACAGAGCUGCGAAUCCUUCUGGAGCACUUUAUCAUGAAGCCCGCUUGCCCCGCCUUCUUCAGGAAGAUGUGCCUCAGCAGCAUCGCCUUCAUCAGCCGCCUCGCCCCCGCCGGGGUUUGAUUCAGCCACGUAGACGUUUUGCUUUCUUUCUGUUUUGGUUUUCCACCAUUUGAGAUGUGACUUAAACUUUGAUGAGGACAGACAUUGCCAUCAACAGAAGGAACUGUUUUUUGAAUGUCAACUUUACAGCCUCUGCUCCAACUUCUCUGUAUAUUUGAGUGUGGUUGAAGAGCAGCCAGUAAUGCACUGAAGUCUCAUGGUGAUAUUUCUUUUCCCAUCUUCUUAAUGUGACCUCAUUCAAGCGGUGGACACCCCUCACUUUUACGUUCACUGGAUGCAGCACAGUAGACGUCAACUGUGAUCUGCAUGUUCUGGCAGUUAUUAAUAUUAACUCUCUUUUUUAUGUCCUUAUUUAUUCAUGAAAAUCACUUCUUCAAUGAUGAAACGUUAACAUUCUCAGAUCAGUAACUUAAAUUAAAUGUGCUUAUACAUUAUUGAAAAAUCUUUUUUUAAAACAUGAUCGUGUUGUGCUUGGAUAAAUGGAGGAUGAGGCUUGUUUGCAGUUUCUUCGUGGUCCAAUUUAUUUUCAUGUGCAAAGCACCUAGUGCUCGGAUUUCUUUAAAUGCCUAACUUCAAAUGUGCUCUAUUAAUGCCAUUCACCCACUCUUAACAACAUGCAACAUCUAUAAAUGUGUGAUGUCAAAAUAGCUGUUGAACUGAGAAACAAGAUAUCUGCUGUAUUUUAUAGAAUGUUUUAAGGUACCAGACAUUUGCUGUAGGAUUCGUGCUUGAACACACAAUGUCUGUCAUGUGUUGAAUGCGUUUCUUGUUCGAAAGCUGUUUUGGAAUUUGCUUCAUUUAUUUGUCGCUAAGUAGUUUUCAUCCUGAAUCCAUGCUUUUAUUUUUUUCUGCCAUUUUGCUUCCGGACAAAACCACAUUUUUAUGACGAGAAUGAAAUGAUCUCUUAAUUAAACCAAUAAAAUAUUAAAUAUUAGGAAAGUA